Messenger RNA from Odobenus rosmarus divergens (Pacific walrus), 3646 nucleotides. RefSeq names its product prolyl endopeptidase-like (gene PREPL). The transcript is spliced from 14 exons. Gene Ontology annotation, cellular component: Golgi apparatus; cytoskeleton. Gene Ontology annotation, molecular function: serine-type endopeptidase activity. Bases 917 to 3100 code for a protein of 727 amino acids. The record is from RefSeq and is a predicted model, not a curated record. Lineage: Eukaryota; Metazoa; Chordata; Mammalia; Carnivora; Odobenidae. Gene Ontology annotation, biological process: proteolysis.
GAAGAAACUGAGGCACAGGUGGUGAGUGCCGGAGUGACGGCCUGAACCCAGGUGUCUCUCUUAAGUACUUAUUAGCCUUACUUUGAUGGGUUAAUAAGAACCAUCUUUUCAACAGAAACCAGAGGUGGCCUCACAUUAUAUUUAUUCAUCCUGAAAUGAUGUGUUUUGUUUUAACUAAAGAGCUAAAUAUCUUUUUCAACGUUAAGUUGUUGUUACGUCCAAGAUUUGGAACCAAACCAGCUUGGACCUUUUGUUCUGCUACUUUCUGUCCAAGUGACCUAGGGCACUUGUCAAAACCUCCCAGAGCCACAGCUUGCUCACCUGUAAAAUGAAUGUUAUAAUGGCUACUCUUAUCAGGUCCUUAUGAAGUUUAAAUUAGACAAAGUAUAUGAAAAUGUCUGGCACGAAGCAAACACUCAACACUCCCCUACCUUUAUUAAAUAAAUAGGCUUUUCCAGUUUAUCCUUCAUAUACCUAUCAAAGAUAUGUUCUGAAUUUCGUAAGAUCAAAGCCAUUUUGCCUUUUAAUGCCAUCAAGAGUUCUGGAGAUGCCCUCAUUAAGUCUGUGUAUUUGUUUGCAAAUUUUUAUUUUUGUUUUUUGUUUUGUUAUUUUUUAGUUUGCCCCAUGUGUACCAGAAUCAGUGCUGCAUAGUUUGAGCCUGGUAGGAUUGACUUUACAAAUGAGACAUUUAAGUCACGUCUUCUGAGAAGUAUGAUUUGAAUGAAACUUUAACUUAUACAAGUUUUCAGGUAUUUUUAACCUGAGUUAUCAGCUGUCUGCAGUUAUUCAUAACCUGAAGGGGAGGGAUAAGAACUGCGAAUCUUAGAUACUCUGAGAACCCACUACUGUGUAAACCUACCUAUGAAAUCAUGUGCUGACAGCCCCAAAGGGAGCAUAAACCAGGGACUCUGAUAUCAUGCAGCAGAAGAGCAAAUUAUUUCUCCAGGCUUUGAAGUAUAGUAUUCCUCACCUUGGGAAAUGCAUGCAGAAACAGCACUUGAAUCACUGUAACUUCGCUGAUCAUUAUUACAAUAGAAUAAAAUUGAAAAAAUAUCACCUAACCAAGUGUCUGCAGAAUAAACCCACGAUAUCAGAGUUAGCAAGAAACAUCCCAAGUCGGAGCUUCUCAAGUAAGGAUUUUCUGCCUAUUAAACAAGAAAACGAAAAACCAAUUCCAGAAAACAUGGAUGCAUUUGAAAAAGUGAGAACAAAAUUAGAAACACAACCACAAGAAGAAUACGAAAUCAUCAAUGCAGAGGUUAAGCAUGGUGGUUUCGUUUAUUAUCAAGAAGGUUGCUGCUUGGUUCGUUCCAAAGACGAAGAAGCAGAUAAUGAUAAUUACGAAGUUUUAUUCAAUUUGGAGGAACUUAAAUUAGACCAGCCCUUCAUUGAUUGUAUCAGAGUUGCUCCUGAUGAAAAAUACGUAGCUGCUAAGAUAAGAACUGAAGAUUCUGAAGCAUCUACCUGUAUAGUUGUGAAGCUCAGUGAUCAGCCUGUAAUGGAAGCCUCUUUCCCAAAUGUGUCCAGUUUUGAAUGGGUAAAGGAUGAAGAAGAGGAAGAUGUCUUAUUCUACACUUUCCAGAGGAACCUUCGCUGUCAUGAUGUGUAUCGAGCAACUUUUGGUGAUAACAAACGUAAUGAACGUUUUUACACAGAAAAGGACCCAAGCUAUUUUGUUUUCCUAUAUCUUACAAAAGAUAGUCGUUUCCUCACCAUAAAUAUUAUGAACAAGACUACUUCUGAAGUGUGGUUGAUAGAUGGCCUAAGCCCUUGGGACCCACCAGUACUUAUCCAGAAGCGAAUACAUGGAGUCCUUUACUACGUUGAACACAGAGAUGAUGAAUUAUACAUUCUCACUAAUGUUGGCGAGCCUACAGAAUUCAAGCUCAUGAGAACAGCAGCUGAUACCCCUGCUAUUAUGAACUGGGAUUUAUUUUUCACAAUGAAGAGAAAUACCAAAGUUGUAGACUUGGACAUGUUUAAGGAUCACUGCGUUCUGUUCCUGAAGCACAGCAAUCUACUUUAUGUUAAUGUGAUUGGUCUGGCUGAUGAUUCAGUUCGGUCCCUAAAGCUCCCUCCUUGGGCCUGUGGAUUCAUAAUGGAUACAAAUUCAGACCCGAAGAACUGCCCCUUUCAGCUUUGCUCUCCAAUACGUCCCCCAAAAUAUUACACAUACAAGUUUGCAGAGGGCAAACUGUUUGAGGAAACUGGGCAUGAAGACCCAAUCACAAAGACUAGUCGUGUUUUACGUCUGGAAGCCAAAAGCAGGGAUGGAAAAUCAGUGCCAAUGACCAUUUUCCACAAAACGGAUUCUGAGGACUUACAAAAGAAACCUCUCCUGGUACAUGUAUAUGGAGCUUAUGGAAUGGAUUUAAAAAUGAAUUUCAGACCUGAAAGGCGGGUGUUGGUGGACGAUGGAUGGAUAUUAGCAUAUUGCCAUGUUCGAGGUGGUGGUGAGUUAGGCCUCCAGUGGCACGCUGAUGGCCGGCUAACUAAAAAACUCAAUGGCCUUGCUGACUUAGAGGCUUGCAUUAAGACGCUUCAUGGCCAAGGCUUUUCUCAGCCAAGUCUAACAACCCUGACUGCUUUCAGUGCUGGAGGGGUGCUUGUGGGAGCAUUGUGUAAUUCUAAUCCAGAGCUGCUGAGAGCUGUGACUUUGGAGGCACCUUUCUUGGAUGUUCUCAACACCAUGAUGGACACUACACUUCCUCUGACAUUAGAAGAAUUAGAAGAAUGGGGGAAUCCUUCAUCUGAUGAAAAACACAAGAACUACAUAAAACGUUACUGUCCAUAUCAAAAUAUUAAACCACAGCAUUAUCCUUCCAUUCACAUCACGGCUUAUGAAAACGAUGAGCGUGUACCUCUGAAAGGAAUUGUAAGCUAUACUGAGAAACUCAAGGAAGCCAUUAUGGAGCAUGCUAAGGACAGUGGUGAAGGCUAUCAGGCCCCCAAUGUUGUGUUAGAUAUUCAGCCUGGAGGCAAUCAUGUGAUUGAGGAUUCUCACAAAAAGAUCACAGCCCAAAUUAAAUUCUUGUACGAGGAACUUGGACUUGACAGCACCAGUGUUUUUGAGAAUCUUAAGAAGUACCUAAAAUUCUGAAAUGCUGCAUUCCAGGGGAAUUGGAAACACACUGAAAUAUUUCAUAGUCUUAAUUCCAAUUGGGUAAGCAAAAGUGAGAUUUUUUUUUUUUAAGUUAGUAAUUUUUUAAAAUUUGCUUCUCCAUCUAAAUUUUGUCUAGCGUACAUCUCACUUGUUUAUACUGUUCUCUCCAUUGGUGCACAUGCCCCUUAACCUAAGAAAGUGGUUUUCAAACCAUGUCCCUCAGAAGGACAUGGACUUGGGGGUGAAGGAAGGAUUGGUGACAGCACAACUCUCCCCCCGCCCCUUCAGAACAGCUUUGUUUUUGUCUGUUCUAACUCAUAUUUUCUUUGAAAAGUUUACAAAUCAAGGUCCUGCCUCUUUGCUAGUGAACGUUUUUAGACACUUCAGCAGUAAGUCAUCCUCCAGUUGCUAUGCCUGUAUUUUAUGAAAAAUAACAUUCUUCACAUUAGAAUUCACCAGAUCUUUCUAACAAUCUGGAGUCUUGAGGUGUUCCGAUCAUCUCUUAUAUUAAUGCUAUCUCAGUAAAGUUACAAGUUCUACAAG